This is a messenger RNA of Tripterygium wilfordii, 1697 nucleotides long. Its product is annotated as pentatricopeptide repeat-containing protein At4g36680, mitochondrial-like. The transcript has a single exon. Gene Ontology annotation, molecular function: protein binding. The coding region runs from base 95 to 1312 and encodes 405 amino acids. Lineage: Eukaryota; Viridiplantae; Streptophyta; Magnoliopsida; Celastrales; Celastraceae. The record is from RefSeq and is a predicted model, not a curated record.
CCGUUAUUUCCGCAACACUCUGCUGCUCACGGCCUCCACUCUACUAAAACCCUAACCAAAUAUCUUUCUUCGCCCUAACGUAACAUUAACAAGGAUGUCAUCCGCUCUCAGACUUCGCAACUUCCGUUAUCUCUCUACCUCGGCCGCCGCCGCCGCUGCUGGCACACCUCCGUCUUCGAUCUCCAUUUCCAAAGCUAAAUCCAGACUCAGGUCCGAGUACGAUCCUGACAAGGCUCUAGAAAUAUACUCUUCCGUUUCCAAAGACUACUCUUCCCCAAUUUCCUCUCGCUACGCUCAGGAAUUCACCGUUCGCCGUCUUGCCAAGGCAAGGCGUUUCUCUGACGUCGAAUCUCUUAUUGAGUCCCACAAAUCCGACCCCAAAAUUACUGAGGAACCCUUUCUCUGUACCCUCAUUCGUUCAUAUGGUAUCGCCGGCAUGUUCGAUAAAGCCUUCACUACUUUCAAUCAAAUGGACUCUCUAGGUACUCCGAGAACCGUUCUUUCUUUCAAUGCUUUACUAUCUGCGUGUAAUCAGUCAAAGCUAUAUGAUAAAGUUCCGAACCUGUUUGUUGAAAUUCCUGAGAAGUACGUGUUGUCACCUGAUAAGAUUUCUUAUGGGAUCUUGGUCAAGUCAUACAGUGAAGCUGGUGCAUCCGAGAAGGCAAUUGAGACUUUAAAUGUUAUGGAGGAGAAGAACGUGGAAGUGACUGCUGUAACUUUCACUACUGUAUUGGAUACUCUGUAUAAGAAGGGAAAGAGUGAGGAGGCAGAGAAGUUAUGGAGUGAGAGGGUGAAGAAGGGUUAUGAGCUGGAUGUGGCAGCACAUAAUGUGAGGAUGAUGAAUGCUCAGUGUGGAGAUCCGGAGAAGGUGAAGGAAUUGAUUGAGGAGAUGAUUAAUGCUGGAUUGAAACCAGAUACAAUUAGUUACAACUACUUGAUGACUAGUUAUUGUAAGAGUGGAAUGAUGGAGGAAGCAGAGAAUGUCUACCGGAAAUUGGAGGAGAAUGGUUGUAAACCCAAUGCAGCAACUUUUAGGACCUUGAUAAGUUAUCUUUGUAGGAGUGGGGAUUAUGAGACUGGGUACACAGUUUUCAAUGUGAGUGUCAGGUGGAAUAAGAUUCCAGAUUUUACUACAAUGAAGAUUCUGGUCGAGGGCUUGGUGAAGGCAAAGAAAAUGGAGGCGGCUAAAGGAUUGAUCAGAAGAGUGAAGAAGAAGUUUCCUCAUAAUUUACUGAGGGCAUGGAGCAAAGUUGAGCAGGAGCUUGGUUUGGCUUCUGCUGACACUGCCUCUGCUUCUGCAGAGGAAAAAUAAGCUGCAGCAUAAGUAUUGGUGAAAAUACCUGUGGGCUAUUGUCUUGAGGUGCUUGAGAUAUUAUCUCUUCAUCACUUUGAUUUGCAGUUGCAGAUGAUUCGACUCGAUGGAAUGUUGAGCUUUGAGCUACGAUGAGACUCAUGGAUCGCUGUGGAGCAUUACGAUUCAAAUAGGUUUUUCAAUUCUUCUAUUUAUUUAAGUUUUAGUUUCUGGUAGCUUAUAUGAAGCAUGGCGCUUAAGUAACUUUUUGGGCUUCAAUGGAUGUGUAAAAACUACAAUUAUUUUGAUUAAUCAACUGUUUGUUAGAUCUCCUAGUUGAUUUGAAGCAUAGUUGUAUUUGCAUUUUCCGGUCGAGUGGCCUUUUGAUAAUGAGCUUUUCAGUGCA